AUGUUUGAAUGCGGCGAGUGUGGUGACAGAUUCUGGGAUCGUGAGGAAUUCGAGUGGCAUAUGACCGACGAAGGCCACUGGUUUGAGUGCGAAACCUGUACCAGAGUAUUUGCCAAUGGCCGGUAUCGAGCCCAGCACAUGAACGCAGUCGAUCAUUGGCUACCUCGUGUCCCCUGCGAUACCUGCGACUUACAGUUCACGUCGAUACAGGCCGCAAACCGGCAUAUGCAAAACGAGGGUCACUGGGCCAACUACUGUGAAGAUUGUAACCGGGUGUUCCCUACCCAGAAUGCCCUUCGAAUGGUAUGUGGCUACCUAGUACAGACAAAGUUGUCUGCUCAUGUGGAUUCUGAAACGACAUUACCAGCACCUAAAUUCCAAUCGGUGUCUUCCACCAUCUGGAGACAGGGUCUUGUCCGGCCGCACCAUCCGUCAAUCGAGAAGCUAUCCGAAAAAAUGUGUCUUCGAGCAGACAAAAAAGGGCUUUUUACCAACCGGCAGCUGGAAUGGCACGGAGACGAUACAGAGUACAUUGCGACGGCCGAGUCUUGGAACGGAGAUCGGUAUGAGUGCUAUCUCUGCCAUCGCGGUUAUGGUUCCCUCAGAUCGCUCAAUCAGCAUCUGAGGUCGCCGGCCCACCAGCAAAAAGUGUAUCAUUGCCCGAACCGCGGCUCUUGUUCCAAACAGUUCACCACGCUGGCUUCGCUCUUCAACCACUUAGAGAGUGAGAGCUGUCGGUUCAUGCGUUUUGAGGACGCCCAGAGGGCUUACAGAAAUGUGGGAGACUCUCUCAUGAGUGGACGACAGCUGACUAUGUUCUAA
Penicillium chermesinum is the source of this 822-nucleotide messenger RNA. RefSeq lists its product as uncharacterized. Gene Ontology annotation, biological process: regulation of transcription by RNA polymerase II. The coding region runs from base 1 to 822 and encodes 273 amino acids. Gene Ontology annotation, cellular component: nucleus. The transcript has 2 exons. Gene Ontology annotation, molecular function: RNA polymerase II transcription regulatory region sequence-specific DNA binding; DNA-binding transcription factor activity, RNA polymerase II-specific. NCBI's taxonomy places the organism in Eukaryota, Fungi, Ascomycota, Eurotiomycetes, Eurotiales, Aspergillaceae. The record is from RefSeq and is a predicted model, not a curated record.